Molecule: messenger RNA, 1899 nt
Organism: Eriocheir sinensis (Chinese mitten crab)
Lineage: Eukaryota; Metazoa; Arthropoda; Malacostraca; Decapoda; Varunidae
Gene: Bug22
Product: cilia- and flagella-associated protein 20
Exons: 4
Coding region: 80-667 (195 amino acids)
Biological process (GO): regulation of cilium beat frequency involved in ciliary motility; positive regulation of cell motility; cilium assembly
Cellular component (GO): ciliary basal body; motile cilium
Source: RefSeq, a predicted model, not a curated record
UAAUGCGCGGCUGAGUACGAGGCCGUGGCCGCCAUAGCGACGGUGUCAACAAACAGCAGCGGGCAGCACACCGUCCAGCAUGUUCAAGAACACCUUCCAGAGCGGCUUCCUGUCCAUCCUGUACAGCAUCGGCAGCAAGCCCCUGCAGAUAUGGGACAAGAAGGUUCGCAAUGGACACAUCAAGCGGAUCACAGACAAUGACAUUCAGUCGCUGGUGCUGGAGAUUGUGGGCGUAAAUGUGAGCACGACCUACAUCACGUGUCCCGCUGACCCCAAGAAGACGCUCGGCAUAAAACUGCCGUAUCUCGUCAUGAUCGUCAAAAACCUUAACAAAUACUUCACAUUUGAGGUUCAGGUUUUGGAUGACAAGAAUGUUCGUCGGCGAUUCCGUGCAAGCAACUACCAAUCGACGACGAGGGUCAAGCCGUUCAUCUGUACCAUGCCGAUGCGCCUGGACGAAGGGUGGAACCAGAUUGUCUUCAACCUGGCCGACUUUGUGAGGAGAGCUUAUGGCACCAACUACGUUGAGACCCUGAGAGUUCAGAUCCAUGCCAACUGUCGAAUCCGAAGAGUCUAUUUUGCUGAUCGCCUCUACUCCGAGGAGGAAUUGCCGGCGGAGUUCAAGCUAUACCUUCCUGUCCAGACCAAGGCCAAGUCUGCCAUAUAAGACCUUACAGACAGCCCUGAUGAUGUGUUAAUAUACUACAGGCAUGAUGCAAUUUUAUAUUGGUACUUAUAAGUGAUUUUUGCACCAUUGCUAUGUCAUAUAGUUUGUUGUAGCCAUUGGAAUGGCAAUUUUUUUGUUGUGCGUGUGUGUAUGGUGUGUAUGUGUGUGUGUGUGUGUGUGUGUGUGUGUGUAUGGUGUGUGUGUGAUUCUGCUGUGUUUUCUCAGUAGGACAAAGUUCACACAUUUUGCUCUCAGUAGAAUAUUGUGCCAUAUUUCAAGACAUCAGGGAGAUAAGCCUUCCUAAGAGAUGAAAUACAAAGCACAUUUUGGGAAGCAAAGGUGGACAUCCUGCUUUGUAUGUGGUUGUCUUGGGCUCAAAUGCACCUUUGUUGGUGACCUUCAAGGAGUGAGUGGGAGACAAUGAUGUUUAUUGUGCUCUGCUGCUGGGUGACGAGUAGGUGACCAUGCUAGUCAGCACCAGCCAACUGGUUCUCUAAGCCCCCCCCCACCCCCCAUCACACACUAUCCACAGUAGUGAUAGGCACUAAUCUUAAUACUGACUUCAGCUUCAUUCUCUUUAUAUAUGAAAACAUGAGAUUGUUUCUUAGUUUAGGUUAUUUUUCUAUUGAACCCUGCAAAGCCUCCAGGAAGGGGCAGGGUUAGUGUAGGGUGACAGCACUCGAGGGUGUGAAGGGUAACAUGACCCUUCUCAGUAGGACACAGUUGGACUGCAAUGUUUCCUCAAGCUAUUUGUGAAUGGUAGCAUGACCUGCCUCACUAGGAAGGAUUACCAAUCACUUUUUUAUAGGGUGACUACUUGAGUGGCCAGUAAAGGGUAACAUGACCCACCUUACCAGGCAGAGCCACCUAUGAUUAACUUUUUCUUCUUUGAGUCUGAAUUCACUGCCAUGUCAGAUACAGGAACCUUGUCAUGGAGCAGUAAUACAUCAACCCACCAGCACUAAUCAUAUAUUUUCUUUGUCAUCUAUAGUUGAUUUAUCUUAAUGCCCACUUCUCUAAGGGCACAGCAAGUUUCCCUUUUGCCGUUCAUAUACUGUCUCAAAGUGCUCUGGUUCACUCUCCUCCCCAUGCUAAGUCGAGUCUUUUGCACCUGCCACACCUACUUACCUAACUUGUCUACAUCCUUCCUCCUUCAAUCUUGUAUGUCUUACACUCAUUGCCAUUCCUAGCCUUUUUGGCACUAAAGGCACCCCCUUUUUAAACUUGUUGCC